Molecule: messenger RNA, 3858 nt
Organism: Seriola aureovittata
Lineage: Eukaryota; Metazoa; Chordata; Actinopteri; Carangiformes; Carangidae
Product: ras-related protein Rab-39B-like
Exons: 4
Coding region: 353-994 (213 amino acids)
Biological process (GO): Rab protein signal transduction
Cellular component (GO): Golgi membrane
Molecular function (GO): GTP binding; GTPase activity
Source: RefSeq, a predicted model, not a curated record
ACGGUAAUGGUGCUGAUGAGGGCGAGGAGGAGAUGUGUGAUGCUGCUGUUGUGUCCUGCUGCCAUUUCAUCAGCGGAUCAUCACGGAAAUAUCAGUAGUCUUGCUCAAAUUAAUCAGCAGCUGCUGUUUUAAUUCUCAACAGGCUUUUUUUUUAUUUUUUAAAAACGGCUCAAAGUGAUGGGAGAGAAAAGCCCUGCUUAAUAAUAUGAUGUUAUUGGAGGGCUAUUUCUGUGAGCAACAACACCACCACUGCUAGUCUUAAGUAUCAUUUUUGGAAGACAUAAUCAUCGACAUGGGGUUUAUUUUUUACAGAUACUGAACUCUUAACUUCAAGAUUUUAUUUUCAUGAGACAUGGAGACGAUAUGGCUUUAUCAGUUUCGCCUGAUUGUCAUCGGAGACUCCACAGUCGGCAAGUCGUGUCUGAUCCGGAGGUUCACUGAGGGCCGCUUCGCCCAGGUGUCAGACCCCACCGUGGGGGUGGACUUCUUCUCCCGUCUGGUGGAAAUAGAGCCGAGCAAAAGAAUCAAACUUCAGAUCUGGGACACUGCAGGACAGGAGAGGUUCAGGUCCAUCACCAGAGCCUACUACCGCAAUUCGGUGGGCGGGCUCUUACUCUUUGACAUCACAAAUCGCAGAUCCUUCCAGAACGUCCAUAUCUGGUUGGAGGAGGCCCAGAGCCACGUCCAGCCGCACAGCAUUGUAUUCCUGCUGGUCGGUCACAAGUGCGACCUGGAGGCCCAACGUCAGGUGACCCAGCAGGAGGCAGAGAAGCUGGCGGGGGCCUACGGGAUGCGCUACGUGGAAACAUCAGCACGAGACGCCAUCAACGUGGAGAAGGCCUUUGUGGAUUUGACGCGGGACAUCUUUGACCUAGUGCGGAGCGGGGACAUCAAGAUCCAGGACGGCUGGGAGGGCGUCAAGAGUGGAUUUGUUCCCAAUACCGUCCACUCCUCUGAGGAGGUCACCAAAGGCAGCCGGCAGUGUUACUGCUGAUUUUCCUGGCUGUAGCAUGUGGGGAGGACAGGUGGUAAAUACUUCAGUGGACUCCAUCUGUAGGAGAUCUCUUUCUAGCCAUGGCUGCACUCAGGCCAGUUUUGUGGGACUCGUAAUACUUCCCUGCUGAGCUAACACACUUUACUUCUAUACACAGGACAUUGUUUUGUCUUUCAGGUGCCUGUUUAUGGCUCUGUCCAAACUUAGGACACUUUAUUGAUGAUCCUAGCAGGCAUAGAAGCACAAGAAGCAUCCUAACCCCAUCACUGUUUUGUGUGCAUGUGUGUGUGAUUGUAUUAACCCUCAGCUCUUACCAACACUUCAGCUUUACUCCACUUUCUUGAUGUGUACAGUCAUAUUCCAGUGGCCGGUUAUAUUCUUGCUGCACAUCUCUGAAAGACUGAGACUGUCAGCGUAGCGUGCUUAUGCUUAUGUUCAUUUAAAUCUGAAUCAGUGAUGCCAAAACUGAGCCAUGCCACUUUGUUUUCAUGCAUAAUACUCAGAAUAUACUGCAACCUUGUACAGACUAUAUCCAGUGAGAGGGAUGAGACAGAAAGAGAUCUUCACUGAUUGUACUGCACUAUGAAUCCAAGUGGCUUAACACAUGAGAGAGUGGAGGAUAAUGAACGUGAAUCAAAUUGAACCAAAGUUAGCGUUUUGUUUGUUUGAAUGCUAGAGAAAGAGUUUGCACAGUGAAAACGUUCAAUGGUACAUUUGCUGUUUGCUGAAAGGAGAGCACACUGUAGCUGCUCACUGAUAGCCAUUAUGGGUAGUUCACAGCAAGGAGUUUUAUCACAAUGCUAAGUACCCAGUUCAUGUUUACUAACUUGUGUUGGUUUACUGGUGAGAACAGGUAAGAUAUAACCUUAAAGCCUUUUGUAUGAAACCCCGGUGUGUUUAAGAGUCAAUAAAUAUAUUAGAAAUUAAUAAUCAUAUGAAUAAAUUGUGUGAAAUACACAAAUGUAAAACCUCUGUUAACAUCCCUGAUGACAGACAAUUAGUACUGUGAGCAUGUGGUCUUUUGUCGUGGAGAUCAUGGUGGGACGUAAGGCAGUGCCUCUUGUCCUGAAUGUUCGCUCUUUUAUUUCAAAUGAUGUUUUAUUUCAUGUCUUCAUGUAUAGUUGUAAGCAGAUACCUCACCUUUCAGUCAAUUACAUGCUCCCUAAUUCAGUUAUUUAGCCAGUUAGCACCUUUUAGCUAGAGCGUGCACAGACUGUCUAUGCUCGCUCUAGCUCUGUGGUUAUCUUUGCCUUUGAAUUACAACUCAGAAGUCACACUCAGCUGUUCAUUAUUACGGUUUAAAUGAUAUGUGAACACAGCAUUAACCUCACCUAGCUAGUUAGCAAGCUAGGUAGGAACCAUGUAGAGCUUUUUCAAGCUAAUUAAAUUGAUGUUACUUUGUCUGUAUACUGUUUUUUUUUUGUUGUUGUUGUUGUUUUGUUGUUUUUUUAACAGGUGCUAAAUGGCUAAAUUUGGUAGAAGUUGCUAAGCUAACUUAAGAGAAGCAGGGGCCAUGAUUGACUGAAAAGUGCCAUUAUGAAAUAAAAAAUGACAUAAAAUAAAACUGUAAUUAGGAAAAAAAAAAUCUUGUGUAAUUUAGCCUAAACAUUUUACACAAUUUAUUCAUGUGAUUAUUUACUUCAUAAUCACUUAUUUAUUUGUGUAAUAUUGAACACUUUGGAACUCCAUAUUUUUGAAAACUGAAUUUGAAUAUGGAGACUGCUCUUAAAUAUUACACACUUUCAGCUCUUCUCACACUACAAUCCAUUUAUAGAUUCAAUCAUGUCCAUAUUUAUAAUUAGUGCAUGCCUCCAUUUUAACUGAAAUUUUCCAAAGAAAGAAAAUAACAUUUAUUUUUGAUAUAAUGUAAAUAACCGUUUCACUCGGUACUUGGAAUCUGAUCAGAGAGAGCAGAAUGAAUGAAGUUUAAUUUGUUGCUUGGGGAUGUGAAAUGAUCUUAAGCACCAUGACAGUGUAUGUUAACCACGAAAAGUGAACAUAUUAGGAAUAUUGAACUAGACAGUUGCACAGAUUUCAGUUCAGAAUGAUGUUAUUAACUAAUUCAUUGAACAGUUUAGAAACAGCAGUGAGUGAGUAUUUGUUUUGACUGCAGAGGGUUAGUGUCUCUUUUGAGUGCCUUUUGGAGGAAAGGUGCCUAAGCACAUGCAGCCAGCUUACUGUCCAUUGCUACAACUGUGCAUUUAUCUUGUGAAUAUUAACAUUUAAACUGUGAGGUGGUGGGAAACACAUUGAUAUCACAUUACACAACCUGUAAAUAAUUUAUUUAAAACCAAACCCUGACAAAUUUGACUGUUCAAUGUGUCAUCAAUAAUAAAUGCCUGGAAACAUUAAUAAAGAUUUGCCUUGUGCAAAUAAUGGACUGCUCUUUUUUUUUUUUACCAUUAAACUUUAGCAAAAGGUCAUAAGUGCAGUUAAACAAUUGAUGUAAUACUCUGUGUAACCACUAGAUGGCUGCACUGGGUGGAGAAUUUACAGUAGAAGGGUGGGGAGCUGUUUAAACAUAUCAUGUUUUAUGUUUUUGAUAUUUUGUUUCUUUUUGUGCCGAGUGUGUUUUACUGUUUGGUUGAAUAUCACAUGAGUUUCAAUGUGGUGUGACCAGAUAGGCUUUGGAUCACCAAUGACAUGUUAAGGCAGAUUUGUAAAUAGUUCCUAAUUUACAUGUAUUUGUUGUAUUGAGAGAUUUGUUUUCACUGUAUCAUUAUUUUUGUAUUUUACACCGCUGUUACAUACAAGGUUCUUACUGUGAAUAUGGGCAAGAAUGGUGACCACUGACUGUGAGAAACCUGUGAACACACUGUUUUCACAGUUUAUACAGUUGGCUAUAAAGGAUAAUUGAGACCUUU